AUGUUAAUUGCUCUUAGCACCAAAAACAAGAUCGAGUUCGUCCUUAGCAAUGUUCGUCCACCUGACAAAGAAAAGUCGGAGCAUGCUUGGAAUCACAAAAAUAAUAUGGUUGUCUCACAGAUCAUCCACUAUGUUUCCAUGUCCAUCAGACAAAGCAUCAUAUGGAUGAGCAAAGCCGCAGAGAUCUGGAUCGAUCUAAAGAAUAAAUUUUCUCAAGGAAGUCUCUCUCGGAUUUCUAGCCUUCAACUUGACAUUGCAACCCUUUGUCAAGAUGACCUUACCAUUUUUAGGUAUUUUACUAAACUUCGUGUUCUUUGGGACGAGAUCGAAAAUUUUCGUCCUAAACCCCCUUGCACCUGUAAACCCGAGCGUGGUUGUCAAGUCCUGACUGUUGUGAAACAAAGGAAGCAAGAAGACCAAGUUAUGCAAUUUUUACGGGGACUAAAUGAUCAAUUUACUAAUGUUACCACACGCGUGCUUCUCUUGGACCCUAUUCUGGACAUCACUAAGCUUUUUUCCUUGUUGGCACAACAAGAAAGACAAUUGUCCAAUGGAAAUAUGAUUGCUAUGAUCAAGACUCAGGACACUGAUACUGUCAUCGCUUGCGUCACUUCCACCUCUUCCACCGUUUGUAAUUAUUGUGGAAAGUAUGGGCACAGUGAAGCUGUCUACUACUGCAAGAAUGGCUUCCCUAAUCAAGACAAAGGAUUCAAAAGCACACCAAUUGGCAGAAAACAUCGCACUCAUUGCAACAAAACCGGUAAUACGGUUGAGGUUUGCUAUAAGAAGCAUGACUAUCAUAAGCUCUAUAACAAGCAUGCCCAGAUUCAACAUACGUCUGCUCAAGAAGACAAUGCGAAUGUGAAAGAUAACAAUUAUGAUAAUGUUGAUGACAUACGCCUCACACCUCAACAAUUUCAAGUUCUUGCAGAGCUCUUUAAAAACCACAAUUUAAAUGGUGCCUCUACUUCUACUCAAAUCCAUCACAUUGGUUCUGCUUCGGCCAACCAACCUUUUCUAUGUAAUAUUAGUCCCACUCUUACUUCUAACUAUACUAAAAACAAUUGGAUUCUUGAUUCUGGAGCAAUAGACCAUAUAAGUAUUUCUCUACGAAACUUUUCAUCCUAUAAAAGAAUCAAACCUAUUCCAAUUGCUUUACCAAAUGGAAAAAUGUUUGAUGCAAGGGAUGUUCCUAGCAUUUUCCUUGGUUUCCAACAACACAUCAAAGGUUAUCAGUUCCUUAACUUGCAAAACCAUAAGAUUGAUAUAUCUCGCAACGUGCUAUUUUAUGAAAAUUGUUUUCUUUAUACUUCUCAAUCUCUCAAUAAUUCUGGUUCUAACUCUCUUUCUUUGAUUAUUCCUCAUAAUUAUAGUCAUAACUAUGAUGAUAUUAAUUUUCCUAGUAAUAAUGUUUAUGCGCUUGCUGCUACUGAUACUAAUGUUGCUAGUGAUAUUGUCACCAGUACCAAUGACACCACAAGCAUUACCAACACUGUUGAUCCUCCCCUAGCUAACACAUACAAUAGUGAUGUAUCCAAUAUAGAUGAGCAUGUUGACACCGUUAGGCGUUCCACUAGGCCCAAACGUCCUCCUACAUAUCUUACAGAUUUUCAAACUAAUAACAUUAGUAGAUAUCCUAUUACUAAUUUUCUUUCUUAUGACAAUUUAUCCUCUGAUUUCAGAUCUAAUGCUGAUCAUUCCCUUUUCUUGAAACAUGAUACUUGCUACACCACUACCAUCUUAAUCUACUUUGAUGACAUUGUUCUUGGGGGCAACAACGCCACUGAGAUACAACAUAUCACUAGUUCCCUUGAUAUCCUUUUCCACAUAAAAAAAUUGGGUGAUCCCUCCUACUUUCUCGAGUUGGAAGUUACUCAGAACAGUUCUGGAAUCCACCUUAGCCAACACAAGUACACCCUUGACCUCCUUACAGAAGCUGGAAUGCUCUAUUGUGCCCCUAUGCCCACUCCUAUGGCACACUCUUCAAGUCUUACUAGUCAAGGUGACCUCCUCAAUGAUGAAGAUGUCUCCUCCUUCCGAAGACUUAUUGGCCGCCUCAUAAAUCUCACAAAUACCAAACCCGACAUCACUUUCUCUGUUAAUAAUCUCAACCAAUUUGUUUCCUCUCCUACCACCCUACAUCAACAAGCUGCCCAUUGA
Messenger RNA from Vigna radiata var. radiata (mung bean), 2160 nucleotides. RefSeq lists its product as uncharacterized. The transcript has 3 exons. The record is from RefSeq and is a predicted model, not a curated record. Lineage: Eukaryota; Viridiplantae; Streptophyta; Magnoliopsida; Fabales; Fabaceae. The coding region runs from base 1 to 2160 and encodes 719 amino acids.